Molecule: messenger RNA, 2160 nt
Organism: Ascoidea rubescens DSM 1968
Lineage: Eukaryota; Fungi; Ascomycota; Saccharomycetes; Ascoideales; Ascoideaceae
Exons: 1
Coding region: 1-2160 (719 amino acids)
Biological process (GO): protein localization to plasma membrane
Cellular component (GO): plasma membrane
Source: RefSeq, a predicted model, not a curated record
AUGAUUGGCUUAUCUGUAAUAGAUGUCCUCAAACAACUAUUAAGUCUACAGUUUAAAUUUAUUAAAUUUUACAACAAAGAUCCAACAAAUAACUCUUUAGUAUCUCAGUUGAUUCAAAAUUAUACAAAUUGCAUAGCUAGCUUAGCUACCCAUGUUUACUACCACGAUCAAAUCUCUGAUAUGGUCGAUGAAUUAUUUUCAAAACUAUUAGAUUUCUCUAAAAAAUCAAAUGAAAACUUGGUUAAUUUUGAAAAUUUCUCUCUCCCAAUUACUAAUCUAAAUAACUUGACUGUUAAAUCAAGGAAAAGAGCCAUAAGUUAUGCAUCCAAUUUCCCUGCCAACUCAAACGCUUCCUAUUCUCAUUUAUUAUCAAGUCAAAAUUUAAUUAACAAUAAUAAUAACAAUAAUAAUAGCCCUGUUUCCAAUUCAACUUCAAAUUCAAAUUCAAAUUCAAUUCGAAAAUCACCAAAAGAGGAUUCCAGUUCAGAUGUUCAAAAUAUCUUGGAUCCAAACAUUGAUUCUCCUUCUUUCACAAACUCAAAUCAAAACUCAAAUGCUCAAUACGAUAUUCAAAAAAUUAAAAAUUACAUCAUUAUUCUAUUAAACAAUAUUGAUUCUGUCUUCCAGAAAUGCUCGAAUAAUAAAUCCUCUUCCUCAAUUCAAAGAUCUCUUGUACCAAUAGAUUUAUUCAAUGAAUCCUUACCUUUGUUAAGUUACUAUAGUAAUUCCCUAACAAUUUACGAAAAUUUAUCAAUCCAAUUAAAAUAUUCAAACCUAUUAUUAGUCUAUAUUGAAAACGAAUUAUUCGAUGAUGAUGAUUUAUUAAUUCCAAAUUACCGUCAAUUAAUCUCAAACGUUAAUAAUCCUUUAAUUAAUAUCUUUUGGAGUAUUGACCAAUUCUUUAAAAUUUUACCAAAUUUUGAAAAUGAAACAAAUUUUAAAAUUGACUCAAUCAAAAAUAUUAAGGAUCAAAAUGCUUUAAUCAUGAACUUUAUUAAAAUUAUAAACCACUUGAUUAGCAUAUUUGGAAUUAAUGCAAUUUCAAAUGGAAUUGCUUUUUUUUUUGAUUGGCAAUUCACCUUAGAUUAUAUUACAAAUAAAAAUCAAUCAGAUAUCCUAAGUUCAGAUCCCUCAAUUUUCGAAGAAAUUAAAGACUCAGUUGCUUAUUUGUUUCUUUUGUUUUCAGUGAAAUAUUUAAUUGAUUAUGACUCAAAACAAGCUGGGAAACUCAAUAAAAUUAAUAGCAAUAAGAAAAAUAAUGGAAACACUACUAACAGUAAUAAGGGUACCAUAAAAUCAAAUCGUUCAAGUUAUAGACUACCAAUGAAUUCAUGCCUAAAGGAUAUUCUUAUUAGAAUUAAAUAUCGUGUUGAAAACAACUAUUGGUACCAAUCAAUCAAAUUAACUGAUAAAGUACUAGAUGCUGACACAUUAUCACAACUAGAAAAUAUAUCAACUGAUAAUCUUCAACAUUUAAAUUAUGAUAAAAAAGAUUUUGAUAGCUAUUUGAAAAUAUUGUCCAGUGAAACUCCAUCGCACUGGAUCGAUCCAAUGAUUGAAUUAAGUUUUUAUAAAAAUCAAAGAUACAAUUUGGUUCAUCAUGUUAAAUCUCAAAUUAUUAAUGGAACGAAGUAUAAUGGAUCGGUUGCAUCAUUUUCAAACCAACUAGAUAUCAACUCUAAUGGAUUUAACAAUACUUUUACUGGAAAUGCAACAAUUAAAUCCAGUGAUAAUCUUAAUGGAUAUGGAAAUCUUAAUAAUUUAAAUAAUUUUAAUAAUAGUAUUAAUAAUUUGAAUUUAAAUAGAGAACCAAUUAGAUUGCAGCCUCCAGUCUCAGGCAUUGGUAAUGAUACAUUAAGUUUAAAUUCAUUUGCCUUAUCAUUGAACAAAUCAGGAUUAUUACGAUCUCCUUCAAAGGCAAUCAGUUUGAAUAUGUCUAAACAGAAUAAAGUGGAUUCACCAAACGUUAAAGAUUUAAGACAAUCAAUAAUUUCUACAACAUCAAUGCUUAAUAGGAAAUAUAAAAACAAUAGGAAUUCAAAGAAUUUGAAUGGAACUAUUAGAAAUAAUGAUAAUAACAAUAAUAAAAUCCCUGAUGUUUCUGAUUUCCUAAGUAAAUUGAACAUUGAUAAAAUUGAACAAAACAGAUUGGUGAUUUAA